UGGGUAAUGAUACUACGCACUCCAAGACGGCGCAUAUCACCUCGUACGAAGUUAAGAUACCGUGCUAUUAAGAAUUUCCUACGAAGAGCUUUAGGUACCUCAUCACAAGGAGAAGUUUUAACAAGUUCAAGUAUAGGAGUCAGUGUCGCAGACUUUAAAAAUAAAAUAGAAGAAUUGGAGCAGCAAUUGAAUAGCAUUAGCCAACACUGCCAGGAUAUAGAGAACCUCAAAUACACUGUCAAGAAAGACUCAAAAAAUUUGGCUCUUGUGGAAACCAUUGAAAGCGAUAGCGUACAAAAAUACGAAAAACCAAAGAAAAAACAUAAAAAGGUUGAGACGAAAUCGUUACAUCAUAAUUUGAGUAGAGAACAUCGGAAACGUGACGAAAGUCAUCACGUUUUCAAUGUAGGAAGUCAUGACGAAAAAAAAGAUAUGAUUUCAUUUGAACCAACUUUCAGUAAAAAAAAUACGGAUAUACAAUUAAAUACGAAGAGUAGAAAAUGCUGUACAACACAUGAAAUAAAAGAUCGUCAGAAUAACGUUAAAUCGAAAUACAAUAAAACAGCGCCCAUCUAUUCAACAACUAGCUUUCACUCGUUAGUACUUGGACCUAAACACAAAGAUGUUAACUCUGGCUAUUAUACUCAUCGACAUAAGCUCCAUCCAAAGACAGAAUACAUUGAGGCCCUUGUCCCAACGGAACUCAAAGAUAGAGAAAUCAUAAAAAGAAAUUUAUCACGUAAAGAUGAUAACCAUGAAAGGCAAAAUAAAUCUCGGCGACAUAAACGCGAAAUCGCAGACUUAGAUGAAAAAUUUAUAGCGGAUAUAAUUGAAAAACAAUAUAAACCUGUAAAAUUAUUUGGUAAAAGACAUUCAGAUUUCAGCCAGUUCUCGGCACCGGUAUGUCGCGACCAAGAAUUUCGGAUGCGAGAAGAGAUUCCAGAGGGAAGUGAACUUUGUUCUUGUUGCUUCGAUGAGAACAGGAGGUUCAGGUACCGCUAUGUUCGAAAUAAUGACCUUAGUGAUAUGAGAAGUAUUUGUGACACACGUUUGUACAGUACGAGAGGACAUCGGAGUUAUAAAAAUUCUAGACGAUACGUUGACGAUUACAACAAUUCGGCAUUAUAUGAUAUUGUUCCUGUUAAAGAAAAAUCAAGUCCAAAGUCAAGACGGAAAUUUUUUGACGAAAAUAAAAUGAUUUAUCACUGUAAAGAAGUACCACCAUCCCCGAGAACUCAGAGACCAAGACUUAAUUUAAAAGUACAUAAUUAUACUGAAUACGAGGAUAGUUUAACAAAUGUUCGAAAUCGAAGUAAAAAAAAUCCGCAUCACGAAAUCUAUAGAGAUGAGUGUGAUAAUUUAUCAGGCUUGCAGCCAGUACAAAAAAGAAGAAAUGAAAGUUCGAUACAUAUCAAAGCAGAAAAGUCUAAAAACAUAAGAGAAGACAUUGAGACUAUGACCAGCUUACAAGCGCAUAAUAUCACAAAUGAGCCAGCAACCAACUCAAAUAAUGAUACUACAUUGAAUACACAAGUAACAGAUUCGAGUGUUGAUAAAACAGAUAAGACACUCGGUGAAAUUAAAAAUAUUUUACAAAGUUUUUUACUGGAAAUAAAGAAAGAUUCGACACAUGAAGAAAAAUCUACUACAACAAACAAAAUCGAUACCGAGCAACAAGAAAGCAACAAAGUAAAUGCAAACACGAUACCAAAUAGUAGACAUAGUAUGAACCAAAACUUUGGUCAAUACGGAUUACCUCCAUUUCUGCCAACAUUUCCAAGUCCAUGUUGUUACCCAAUACUUCCCUUGUGUCCUAUGAACUGCCUUCAAAAUGGGUACAUGUUACCGAAUCCAAGUUUGACAUGCAUGGCUUGCUCAAAACAAUCAAAAGUAAAUGCAUGCCCUGAAAAGGAAACCUGUAAUAACAGUUAUAAUACUUCGGAAAUGAAGACGACUAAUGAAACCCAAGAGCUCAUUAAAGAAAUUUACAAAUUUGUUUCACAAAAUCCAAAAUCAUCUCGUAAAGGUGAUGAUUAUUUUAAUAAAAACAACAUGAAUUGUAAUGAAAGGUGUGGUUUUGAUAAAAAAAUGCACACUAACAGAAGUGUUGGUAGCUCUAAAGGCUACAAACAUGAUGCUAAUGUCGGUACGCCCAUGAAGUGCUAUUCUAAAAGCUGUGAGGCGAUUAGAUCUAGAAUACCUUCGGAAGAUUAUUAUACUACGAAUGCUAGUUACUCAGACACGGUACUGGAAAAAUUAAGUUUAGAAGCAACAGAAUCAUCUUCAGAAUCUGAUGUUAGUACUGAAGUUCCUAUGAAAAAGGGUAAACGAGGCGCAUUUAGAAAAGUAAUGAGGUCGCUGCGUCUUUUUCGAAAAAAGAAGGACGUUAUCGAAGAAGAAAGCGAAACUACAGUGCAUGUCAAACCUAAACAGAAACCGCCAUUUAAACAAAAUAUCACCACCUAUGCGAUGCAUGACCAGCAAUACUUUCACCCACCACCUAUAACAAAACAGCACUUCGGUCCGCCUCACUCACAUGAGCACUGUUAUAAUUGUGAUCACAGGAACAUCAGAAAUAUCUCACAACAUCCGAUGCGCAAUGAGUUCAUCGAUAAGCAAAGACUAUAUUAUGACCACAUGAUCCCACCACAUCGGAAUCCAAUACAUUAUUCACCUGUGCCUUUGGGUCCGAACUACGAUCCACAUUACCACCAGCAACAAACUCCUCAAGUUCCGUUGUGUCUUAAAGAAGUUGAAGUAAAAAGCAUAGGUACUCAAAGUGUAAGAAAAAUGUCCAUAUUUAGUAAAUUCACAAAGAAAAUUCAGCCGCCUGCAAACCAAUACCAAACAAGUCAACAAUACUACACGCCGCCAACUCAAAACAAGCCUUCUUUAUGGAAAACUUGGCAAGAGAAGGCUAAACAGCAAAGCACUGACCCGUUGGCUUUUUCUAUUAAAACUCAGAAACAACUAGAGCAAGGAGAUAUGAAAAUCAGAAGUGCAAUGCUUAAGAAAUUGUUCUAUAAAAGAAAUCCAUUUUCUCCUCGAAAUCUGAUUAUCAAAACAAUACUCGGAAAAGAUAAAUCGAGUUUCGGUAACCCGCCUAAGAUGUAUAAACCACGAAUGUUCUUGUAAAUGUAAAGUGCAUUUUUUAAACAGUGACGUAUUGUGUAUUAUGUCCCGUUGCAUUGCCCUAAAUUAAAUAGUUUUAUUUACUUGUUU
Molecule: messenger RNA, 3222 nt
Organism: Vanessa atalanta (red admiral)
Lineage: Eukaryota; Metazoa; Arthropoda; Insecta; Lepidoptera; Nymphalidae
Exons: 3
Coding region: 7-3135 (1042 amino acids)
Source: RefSeq, a predicted model, not a curated record